AUGGCGAAAAAUGGAUCCACGACAAUGCUCAAUGGGAGCAACAGAUGGGCUAAAGGACUGAAAGAAAUCAAAAGCAAGCUUGAUGCUGAGUUCAGGAGAUUCACCAUCAACCCCAACAAGGUAGCAACAUAUGAAGACUUCUAUGCAUUCCUGGAGCGUAUGCACCACCUUGGUGAUAUCCCUUUCCUGGUGGGGUACAGCGACCCUCAAGGUGACCUUCUCCCUAUCAACAAUGAUGACAACUAUCUCAAGGCUCUCACUUCCUCCAAGCCUCCCCUCAAAAUAGUACUACAGAAAAAAGAUGAAGUCAGUGAAGUAGACAUUCAGUAUGGAAGCACAGUACCCAGGAGAAAGAACAAAAUUUCCCAGUACCUGGUUUCUCAAUCGCCCAAGCCUUUGAAGCCCUUCAAAGCCAUCGGCCUUCCUCAAGAUUUCAGGAGAGUCUCUGCCAUCAUAGAUGUGGACAUUGUACCCGAGACUCAUCGUAGAGUCAAGCUUCACAAACACGGCUCGGACAAACCCCUCGGAUUCUACAUCCGGGAUGGAACAAGCAUGCGUGUGACACCUCAUGGACUGGAGAAAGUACCUGGAAUUUUUAUCUCUCGCCUGGUGCCAGGUGGUCUCGCCGAGAGCACAGGUCUCUUGGGAGUCAAUGAUGAAGUGUUAGAGGUGAACGGUAUCGAGGUGUCUGGAAAAACGUUGGACCAGGUCACGGACAUGAUGGUUGCCAACAGUGCUAACUUGAUUAUAACAGUCAAACCUGCCAACCAGCGGAACACGCUGUCAAAGAAGAAGCCGUCAUCUCUUGGGGUGUCAUCAUCGCUCUCACAGUCAAUGGCUAGUCUCGGUAGCUUGGAUGGACUCAGUGAUGAGGAUGAGGUCCAGGACCAUUCCAAGAAGCCCACUGAGACAGAUGGCAAUGGCGAGGAGAAGGGGAAAAAGACGGAAGAGACAGAGAUGAAGAGUCAUCGGGGAGAGGGGGAUAGAGAGAUCAUAAAAGGCAGCAACAUUUUAUCACAACCCUCAGAGAAGAUCAAGCAACCUCCGGAUAAUUCAGAAACAAAUGCUGUCAGUGAUAACGAGGAAUGUACUCUAUGAGAAAACCUCUUUUCUAUAAACUCAUUACUCAAGACAGAGAUUUGUUGAAUGUGUGUUGAUGAUGCCUAGUUGUGUGAUUGUAACGAUGAACUAUGCAGCAGUUGGAUGUUUGGUACAGAUAAAGUAGGAUAUGACAUCCUUCUUGAUGGACAAUCUGGGCUAUUGGAAGAAGUUUAUGCACCGUAUUUAGGAUGCCAGAAUAGUGCGUUCCCUGGAAUCAAAUAAAGGAGAAUGAAAGUUCCAGACAGAGGACAGGUGUCGCUGAAGAGGCACCAGUGAUAACAUUCCACUCGCAGUGAACCUUUGAAAUAUGAUGUGACAGUGGUGGAUUGUCAUCCAAGCUACUGGUAUACAGUAUUAUCAGGCAAGUUAUGAGGAAGACCAAUAUUAAAGACUGGUCAUGGUGUCAACAACUUGGCAUCCUUGAAAGGUGUAUGUAACAAGAACACUGGCAAAGGAAAUUAUUUAUAUCCAUAGCGAGUCACGAGUGAUAAAUUUCGCUCAUUCACCUAAACGGAUGAUGAGAAAUUGCAAAUGUAUAUUUGGUAUUAGAUUGAUAUGAAAAAUUUUAAAUAAAAAAAAAAUAGUUCAUCUCAAUUUCUAUUUACAAUGGUCACUGUUUGUGACAACAUUUGAGACAAGAUUAAUUUUUUAUUGAUACUACAAGAUGUGUAUAUUUUAUAUAUUUCCCCUUUGCUUACUGAAUGUAUGUACUUGCUAUGUUUGUAUAAGCUACAUUAUUUUUCCUACCCUGGUAUUAUGGAAGUAUUAUAAUAGCUGUAUUUGUUACCUUAUUUUUGUUGAAUAUUAAAAUGACCAGUCCAUUCCAAUGUUUUUGUAAAAUGUAUAUUUGAAUCAUUGAAUGUACAUCUUAAAUCUCAAAAUGUGUUGUAUACUGUAGUGUACAGGUGUAUUUCAAUUUAAUUGGUCAUUUGAAUAUUGACCAUUUGUAAAACAAUACCUUCUCUUAUAUCCUGCAAACUAAACAAUUUAUUCGUCAUUUCUGAUUAUUUAGAUUUGUCAAGAACACUUAUUUCCAAAGAUCUAGUUGAAUAGUUCAAUGAGAGAAUUGUGUUGUUGAAAAGAAUUGAUUGGAAAUUCAUCAAAGCAAACCAAAUUGGUUGAAUCAUCAAAACAGUAGAACAAAGAGAGAAGAAGGGGUGUCUAAUUGUUGUCCAAAAGCAAGCAAGAAAAGUAAUUAGAAGCAGUAUAUCAAAUAGAACUGUCCACAAGUUUGUUGAAAAUAAUAUUUUCCCCAAUGGCCAAACCGCUUUUUAAAUUCGAAUUGUAAAAUUGUACCCUGCAUUAUAUAAUUUUGGUGAUGAAAUAAUAGCAUUUUAUUGUUGCUGAUAUAGUAUGCUUACAAGAUGCAGGGAAAAGGGGGGAAAACAAGAUUGUAUUUUAGACUAUUAAUUUGGUUUCUAAGAACUGUCAGUACAUAUUCCUGAAAGUACUAUAUUUCCUUGUUAAAAAUGUGUGAAAUUUCCAUCCAUUCUUUUGAAAUGAAAUAUAUGUAUACAAUCCAAAAGAAUUGGUACUUAUUAGUAUACAGGUACAUAUCGAAUAGAGCAUUCCGAUAAUAAAUAUUGAAUGAAUAAUGAAUUUGCAUUAUAGCAUAUUAUAGUACUCAUAAUCUAGAGUUUUUAUGUUAAAAAUUUGUAAAUUAAGAACUGAUAUUUGGACAUGUACAUGUAUUGGUAUAGGUUUAUAACUUUAUAUAACUUUAUAGUAUUGAACUACUGAAUGUAUUCAAGAAGUUGGUCACAAUAUUUAAGAAGUUAAUGGUUUCAUUAAACAAAUCAUUAUUUUCUGCUUAUCACUUUCCACGAACAAUAUUUUUCAAUACAAAUAUAGAUGAAAUGAGAAUUUGCUUUAUAAUGUAACAUAUCUUUGGAAAGCUUUACUCCAAAACCACUUCUGCCAGAAAUUAUGUUCCCAUGGAAACCUUUGAAGACUUUGUACCUUAUUGCUAAUAAGGACGACCAGUAGUUUCCUUUUGCAUUGCUUCAGGUGUAGUUGUACAUCGGACUGAAACCUGGAAAUCUGCCUAUGGCUGCGUUUAUGCGACCUCAAGCCAGAAUCAUGAUUUGAAUCAUGAUUCAAAACACAAACAUGAAUCACGAUAUCACAGAAUCAGCGUUUAGACGACCUUCAUUCCAAUGCUGUUUCUCCUCAGAUUCGGGCCAAUCCAGUGCGCAUCACUAGUGCGCAGUUUGACAGAGGAAGUUUUUCGCACGUGCUUCGGCUCUCGAAAAAUCUUUUGCUUCCAGAAUUCAGUCUAUACCUAAUUUUAUUUACUUCUAUCAUAUAGGGUCCAUGUGCUUCUAUUCAUCUUGUUAAUUUAUAAAAAAUGGUGUUCGGAAGUGAAUUUCAGCGUAGAUCCAAUUUAAUAUUGACACUCUAUACUCAACAACAACUGAGAUCAUUGUCUGUCCAGUUAAUUCAUUUACUAGAACUUGAAGUUGAAGACAUGACCAAAAAAUGAAAAGUAGUGGACGAUGCGAUGACCAACACAGAACUUGGACAUGACAAGAAAUGCAUGCAGAGUAAUCAUGUACAUACAAUGAGCUGAGCUUGGCAAGAGUCAAACCGAAAGUAGCCCGACACAGUGAGGUCAUAUAAUCAUGAUUCAAAUCACGAUAUCGUUUAUUCGAACAUUUUCGUACGUGAUUCUGCAGAAACGUCUUUCCAAACGCCCCUUUUUUCGUGUUUCAUGUUUGUGAUUCUAAUCAUGAUUAUAUUCAAUUUCGACUAAAGCCCCAGUCACAUAUAGACCCCGGACCACCCCGGACCAUCCCGGAUCUGAUCCGGGGUGGUCCGGGGAGAGAUCCGUGUUGUCGCCUUGGGCAUCCUUGGAGGUCCGGGGUGGUCCGUGUUGGUCCUUGAACGUCCGGGAGGCCAACACGGCAGUUUUUGACUGUCAAAAACAUCCGGCGUCAUCCGUGGACUGCCGGGGUGGCAAAGCCAUCCGGGAUGGUCCGUGUAGCUGCCGUGUAGGUCCGUGUGGCUGCCGUGUAGGUCCGUGUAGCUGCCGUGUAAGUCCGUGUGGCUGCCUGGAGUAUCCUUGGCAGUCCGUGUUCUUUUUUCCCAUCAAAUCUUUACAACGCUAUUUACUUUAUGAACUUUUCAGUAGUUGUUAAACAGUUGACACAAACAUGCUCAAUUUAUGAUUAAAUGGAUGAUUAAAUGAUUCAGGAUAUUUUCUUACGCUUUGGAUAUUGGCCCCAACCCAAUAUUUGUAAACUUUAAUAGUGCAUGUAUGAAUAUUUUUUUUCUAAUAUUUACCCCAACUUUGUCUGUUAUUAUUAUUUCACAUUUCAUUUUUUUAAAAUAUGUUAUAUGUAUAUAAUUUAUGUAAUGUACCUGUUACAUCGAAAUUAUACAUUAAGUGUUAUACUACUGCCCUGCAUCGACAGUUAUGCGUCAUGACCGGGGCCUAUCUUAAUUUUAUUAUGUUUUCUAUUGACUUUGUAAAUUUCUUUCCUUUAUUGUGAUUUCAAUAAAGUGAUAUCAAAUCAAAUCGAAAUUCAA
This is a messenger RNA of Lytechinus pictus (painted urchin), 4629 nucleotides long. Its product is annotated as partitioning defective protein 6-like. The record is from RefSeq and is a predicted model, not a curated record. Lineage: Eukaryota; Metazoa; Echinodermata; Echinoidea; Temnopleuroida; Toxopneustidae. Gene Ontology annotation, molecular function: protein binding. The transcript is spliced from 3 exons. Bases 1 to 1098 code for a protein of 365 amino acids. Gene Ontology annotation, cellular component: nucleus; apical plasma membrane; cell cortex. Gene Ontology annotation, biological process: centrosome cycle; establishment or maintenance of cell polarity; regulation of cellular localization.